Molecule: messenger RNA, 2514 nt
Organism: Venturia canescens
Lineage: Eukaryota; Metazoa; Arthropoda; Insecta; Hymenoptera; Ichneumonidae
Gene: Vps51
Product: vacuolar protein sorting 51
Exons: 10
Coding region: 163-2415 (750 amino acids)
Biological process (GO): lysosomal transport; endocytic recycling; Golgi organization
Cellular component (GO): membrane; EARP complex; GARP complex
Source: RefSeq, a predicted model, not a curated record
ACAUGAACUGUGACAGUGACAGUAGCACCAAACGCACCUGCAGGGGAAGCUACUGUUUUAAAGCAUUGAAAACGUUUAACCUCUAGUUUACCGUCAUUUCGACGCUUUUAUGUCAAUUUUCUUCGUAUACCGAGAAUACUGAUUUUUUGAAUAGUAAAAAAAAUGUCGAUCAACGAAGGAGAACCGUUCGACAUAAAUAGUCCGAAUUUUAAUCCCGACGAAUAUUGCUACAAACUUGUUACGGAAUGUCGACUUCGUGAGAUUAUGAAUAGUAUGGACGAGAUAUUGGCGUCCAGAGCAAUACUCGAAUCUGAACUACAAACUCUUGUUUAUGAGAAUUACAACAAAUUUAUAUCAGCGACAGAUGCCAUUAGAAAGAUGAAAAGCGACCUAGGUCAAAUGGAAGGUACUUUGGACUCACUGGAGACCAAUAUGGAGAGUAUAACUUCAUUUUCAGAGCAAAUAUCUUCAACCUUGUCUGGGACAAGGCAAAAAAUAUCUAGACUGUCUUCGGUGCAUGCGCUUUUAAAAAGGCUGGAAUUUCUCUUCAAGCUACCAACGAAUUUGAAGGUUCUCAUGAACCGGGGCAACUUUGCUCAGGCGGUAGAGGAUUACAGCCGAGCCCAACGAGUUUUAAACAAAUAUGGAAAUAUGCCUUCUUUCAAUGGUAUACAAAGCGAUUGUGAAGUAAUAGCAGAAGAGCUGAAGGCAAAGUUGAGACUAGAGUUCCGAAAGAGAGAUGCAACGACAAAAUCAUUGGCUGAAAGUGUGGAUCUCUUGCUCCGACUGAAGGAGCCUCCAGAUUCCUUGUGCGCUGAGUUUCUGAACUAUGCUGAUAAUCGAGCUUCCGAUCAAUUGGAAUUGCUGGAAGACAUGUGCGAGAACGACAUUCUCGAAUUCAUGGAUGUGGCCAGCUCGGGAUUUCUCGUUGACCUUUGCCUCGUAGUUGGUUCUUAUAGAAAUAUGUUUGUCGAGAGAGCAGCUCUGGAUGAGAACGAAUUUAGCGAUGAUUUCGAGGCAAAAGCAGUUGCUCGGUUGGACGCUUUCGUUUUGGCAAAUGUAAACAAAUAUUUCGAUCUUGUAACAAAAAGAAUCGAGCGGGUUGCCGAUACGGCUCUUUUGGUCCGAGCUCUCGACAAGUUCCACAGGAAACUUCGAACCAUCAAUAGUCUUUGCACCGAAAAAGAUUUCGCCAAAAAAGGAACUAGGGUCGCGAUCGAUGCUGGAAAAAAACAAUGCCGCGCUCAUUCCGAUUCGCUCAAACAACAUCUCAGCGAAACUCUCGCAAAAGUACGUCAAACCCUCGCGACGCGGGUAGGUCAGGAUGGCGAAAGAGGAAAUAGCACUAGCAGUGCCACCGGCGGUGCCAUGAACGACGGAGGCCUCGCGGAAUUAGAAGCUCUUCUCGUUAUGCCAAUGAUCGAAAAGGUUAAAGGUGUUUUACAGGAUUUAUCGGUAUUUCUCCAACCGGAACUGUCCUUCAGUCCGAACCAACAAUUCCUCCGGAGUUUUGGUGUCGCGCAGGUUCGAGAGGGCUUGGUCAUCGGUUUCCUGACCCACGUGAUCGAGACCGUGUCCGGAUUUUCUUCAGGAUCGGACGUGCCCAAGUUUCCGCCUACUCUGUUACUUUUACUGAGUAAAAUGUGUUUGGAAUUUAAAGAAAGCGGUGUCCGUUACCUCCUGACAACGACCGACGAAAUGUUCAACGUUCGGGAGCACGCGAGUCCCGAAACGGCGGCAACCAGCGAGACCGAAAUGUGUGAAAGCUUUCAAAAAGCAGCUCAAGACUUGUUGAAUCAUUACGUGAGGCUCCAGGGCCUCGCGGUAUCGCGGAUGCUUCGAAAAUCGGUGGAAACUCGAGAUUGGCUCCACACGAUCGAGCCGAGGACCGUUCGGGCCGUGAUGAAACGCGUCGUUGAAGACGUCACAGCGAUAGAGUCACAAGUUGCGGCUCUCUACGACGACAUCGAGGCUCAAGUCGACAGGAGCAGCGACAGCAGUAGAAAGACUCAUAGCGCGAGCGUCUCGCGUCAUCAGUACAGAUCGAAUUGGUCCUCGUACACGUCGAGCCAUUUGGAUUCCUCCCUCGUCUCUAACAUUCACAAACUUUUCUCCGAACGUAUAGAGAUUUUUUCAUCGGUUCAAUUCAACAAGGCGUCUAUUCUUACGGGUGUCAUAAAGAUAAGUUUGAAGACCUUCCUCGAGUGCGUGAGGCUUCGCACCUUCAGCAAAUACGGUCUGCAGCAGAUUCAAGUCGACACGCAUUAUCUCCAAUUGUAUCUGUGGAGAUUCGUCACCGACGAAAACCUCGUACAUUUUUUACUCGACGAGAUAUUGGGUAGCGCGGUCCAUCGCUGUCUCGAACCUAUUCUGAUGGAGCCGAGCGUCGUCGACAUUAUCUGCGAGAGGGGAUAAAUCUCAUAAUACUCUCGCAACGUUUAUAUAGAUAAAAGUUGAUUAUAUUAUUAAAUGUGUACUGUAUAUUCCAUACGAUAAUAUAUUUGUUGGAUGAAA